CACUGUGGAUCCACUGAUCAACUCGCCACUAAAAUCAUCUCAUACUGCCGCCUUUGCUAGAAUAUGAGUGCUGACACGAAUAACGCCCCUGCGGCUCAGGAACUGGUCAUGAUACAUUCGUACGAUCCAGAGCGGGACACUACUUUCCAAGCACUGGCAUCUUCCAGUGUAUACCGCAAAGGGCGUCAGAACAAAAUUCUCCUAAAAUGUACGCAGUGUCAAACAGCAAUGGAGAAACCUCGACACUGCGCAAAGUGUAAGAGUGUGUUGUAUUGUUCAAAAGAGUGCCAAAAGCAACACUGGCCCACCCACAAACUGGGAUGUAACGAAGUCGAACAAUCCUCCUCGAGGGGGGCACUCUUCAAACUCAUCCGAACGCUCGGUGUGAAUCCGCUGAUCAUGAUGUACCUCAAAGUUGCCAUUGUCCUCGAAUGUGGCCUACUCCGCAAUCCCCGUGUUGGAUUCGAGGUGCCUUUCGUGGCACAUGUUGAUAUUGGCCUUGAGCCGAGUGAUGUUUUUGACUUCAUGGGAUUGUAUUUUGAUGGAAAUUGGGCUGCUGGAGAGAAACUUCAAGGGAUGGCGCAAGUCAACGCCAUAACUCCGUGGCACCCGGGUAUGAAGGGCGCGGACCCGCUCACACCGCAGCGACAACUCCAAUGGCGUGAGGCUCGGAUAAAGCAUAAUACAGGGCGGUUCGCCAAAGAUCCUGUUGGGCUGCUAGAUCUCACCUGUGUAGGACUCUCGAGCACCGCCAUAAGCUUUGAGUGUCACAUCAACUCUGUUGUCCUUGAGAUGGCGAGGGAACGUGAGCCCUUCGAACGUACCUGUCCCCUCACGGGCACUCGAUUCCAGCAACCCUUUAGCGCUAUGAGAUGUCUAGAGUAUAUCAACAUGCAUAUUCGGGCGGAUAUGCAGAACAAGUUGCAUUUACGGACAGAGAUGACAGAGCAAGACAAGGAGGUGAUUCGUGCCGCAGGUCGCAACGAGGACACAGAUCCUGCGCGUACUCUCAGACAGAAGAUGGAAAGAGAACUCAUGUAUUCUAGUGUGGUUCGACACACCCGAGGCAUUCCAGAGCGAGCAAGGGCCGGCAGACCCGAAGUGCGUAUUUCCUGCCCUUGUGGGUUUUUGGGCUGUAAGGGCCUUGCAGCCCCACUGCCUCAGCCUAACCUUCAUGUUUGCACAGUCAGAUGUGAGUACACAUCCCUGGUGAUUUCUCAUUUUUGUUGAGUCUUGUUCCAAGAGAAGGAAGGGAAAAAAAACUUUCACAAGUCCACAUCAGUGGUUCAAAUUCAGUCCUCCGCCCGUGACUCUU
Molecule: messenger RNA, 1315 nt
Organism: Suillus clintonianus
Lineage: Eukaryota; Fungi; Basidiomycota; Agaricomycetes; Boletales; Suillaceae
Exons: 6
Coding region: 64-1230 (388 amino acids)
Source: RefSeq, a predicted model, not a curated record